UCGAUCCUCUCUCCUCUUUCACAUGACAACGAUCUCUCACUCUCACGUUGAUGAGAGAGAGAGAGAGAUAAAGGGAGAGAGCUUUCGAUCCUGUUUCAUAGAAUUUUCCUGGCUAGAAUCGCACCGCCGAUGCUAGCCGCUGCAGUGGAGGCGCGUCUCAACCGUCGCGAUGGCGGAGCCACGACGGCGGAGAGGAUUCUCGUCGCCGUGAAGGCCGAGAGAGUGAUCUCCAAAACCGCUUUAGCUUGGGCUCUCAAUCACGUCGUCCACGCCGGAGAUUGCGUCACACUUCUCGCGAUUUUUCCGGGCGAGAAAUCAGGAAGAAGAUUCUGGAAUUUUUCGAUAUUGAACGGAGAUUGUGGAAGCAGUCACCGGGAAAAUUUGCCGGAUCGGAUUUUUCAAAUCUCCGAGUCAUGCUCUCAGAUGGUGCUUCAGAUUCAGGACCAGAGAGAGGUUAAAGUGAGGAUCAAAGUAGUCUCAUGUUCAUCUGGGGAUGCUGUUGCAGCUGAAGCAAGAAGGAACAGAGCCAGUUGGGUCAUAGUGGACAAAAAACUGAAACGGGAACUGAGGCAAUGCAUAGAGGAACUUCGCUGCAAUAUAGUAGUAGUAAAGGGUUCUCAAGCAAAAGUUCUGAGACUUAACUUGCAAGCCUCUAAUGGUACAGAAACUCCGUAUUUCUCUGCUUCAUCUUCACCAGAUGGAGGUAUGGGAGGGUUACAAGCCCCCCGAGUUAGGAACUGUACACCAGUUAGCAGUCCAGAGGAACCAAGUACUUCUCCUUCGAGAAUUUUGAGGGAAAAUUCAAGAUCAAGUUUGGACACAAUUUCUCCUCCUUUUCUCUUAUACGAACAAAAUCCUCUCUUUGAGGUAGCAACGCACAAACGUUAUGCAUCAGUUGAUGAUAUAAUUCACACUCAUGGCCUGUCAGCAGUUCUUGAUUCCGAUCAAAGGAAGCCUGUCACUUUGUCAACAUCUCCAGGACGUUAUGCAGGAAAUAAUGACAGAAGUGUCUUUUGGAUCCCUCAGAACCAUGACCAGGUUCCUGAUGAGAAGCCGGUUUCAAAUGAACACAAUUCAAGUAAGAAACUCAGACCCGAAAUUUCGAAAACUCUCCUUGAAAAAUUUAUUCAGUGUGACACUGAAUCAAGUGGUAGCCUCAUUAUGCCAAAACUUGGACAAAGCCAUAUGGAAAACUUUGUUGUUAAACCAGACGGGAAAAUCUUGGUCUCUCUGAACAGAGCAUCCUCGACACCUCCUCCAUUAUGCUCUUUUUGUCAAAGCAAGGCACCCGCAUUUGGGAAGCCUCCAAAGAGAUUUUCAUACGAGGCUUUAGCAGAGGCAACAGAUGGGUUUUCAGAUUCAAAUCUGUUGGCUGAAGGAGGUUUUGGAAUCGUUUACAGAGGAGUUCUAAGAAAUGGACAAUCUGUUGCAGUAAAGAUACUAAAGAUUUCUGGAUCCCAAGUGGAUGCUGAUUUCUGCAGGGAAGUGAGGCUCUUGAGCUGUGCCCAACACAAGAAUGUUGUUUUACUGAUCGGAUACUGCACAGAUGGGAACAACAGAGUGCUGGUCUAUGAAUAUGUCUGCAAUGGAUCCCUUGAUUUCAAUUUACAUGGGAACAAGCAACAAUCAUUGGAUUGGGACUCGAGGAUGAAGAUAGCAAUCGGAGCAGCCAGAGGCUUGCGGUAUCUUCACGAAGACUGUAGAGUUGGAUCCAUUGUUCACAGAGACUUGCGACCUCAUAAUAUCCUCCUAACCCAUGAUUUUGAGCCGUUGGUCGCUGAUUUCGGACUGGCUAGGUGGUUCACGGACUGUAGUAUCGGCCCCGAAGAGAGAGUUAUAGGAACUUCAGGGUAUCUUGCACCAGAAUAUGUGGAUGGUGGAACUAUAAGCGAGAAAGUAGAUGUGUACGCUUUUGGAUUGGUAUUGUUAGAGUUGAUAACGGGCCGAAGAGCUUGUGAGUUGCAGUGUUACAAGGAUCAGCUAUUUCCUUCUGAUUGGCUCCACCACCCCUUUAACUACUUUGAACCAAACAGAGUAUUAGAGAAAGUGCACCAAUUACUCGAUCCACGCUUGAGAUUUGCAGAGGUCGAUAACUUCACCCAUCAGCUACAUGCAGUCAGUUUCGCUGCCUCCUCGUGUUUAAGGCGUGAUCCCGAUUCCAGACCCACGAUGUCAAAGGUGUUGAGAACACUCGAAGGAGCAGGAUGUAUGCCACUACCUUUGGCUUUCGAUUUGAACUCAGCUGGUAAUAGAAGCGGUCGGUUAGUGGGCUUAAGCUCCAACAAAAGGCUGGAAUCCAGCGGCAACCACACUCGUACGCUUUCCCACUGAAGAUUGUCUUCUUUCCCAAACACUAGACGAUAUCAGGGUAAAUGAUCAGUGCCUGGCUCCACCAGCUGAAGAAGAGAAACUACCAUCAGACAUGAACGGCUCUGAAUCCAAUAUAACCUGCUGCUGUUGCUGCAUCAUGCCCGU
This is a messenger RNA of Tarenaya hassleriana, 2475 nucleotides long. Its product is annotated as inactive protein kinase SELMODRAFT_444075-like. Gene Ontology annotation, molecular function: ATP binding; protein tyrosine kinase activity. Lineage: Eukaryota; Viridiplantae; Streptophyta; Magnoliopsida; Brassicales; Cleomaceae. The record is from RefSeq and is a predicted model, not a curated record. Gene Ontology annotation, biological process: protein phosphorylation. The transcript is spliced from 9 exons. Bases 130 to 2331 code for a protein of 733 amino acids.